UCAGCUUUUGUUCCCACCGCCGACUGAUCAGAAAAACAUAAACAGUAGAAACCCAAUUCCUUAAACAACUGUUAUUCAUUUAUGUCCAGGAAUGAAAAUUCUAAAACUAUUGUUGAUUUCUGAUCUGAUCUAAUUAUUAUUAUUAUUUUUUUUAAAAUUUUUUCAUCUAUAAGUUGUAUUUGAUAAGACAAAAAAAACGGAGAGAGAGAGAGAGAGAGGGGUCGAAGCAGACGGAGGAAGAGGCGAGGCACGUCGGCGGCGGCCGCCAUCACCACCGUCCUCGGCGAGGCACUCCGGAGCAUACUCGGUUGGAGUUAACAAUGUCGUCGGUGAUAAAGAAGUUUUUCAUUGCCUCAAUGUUUAUGUGGGUAGCUCCAAUUGCAAUUUUAUAUGGUUUUAACCAUAAUUUAUUUCCCGGUUCAACCCAGUUGUCCUCCCAUUCCAUAACGCUAUUGAGCGGAUUUCUUGCUGUCAUAUCAGUGAAUGUUGUCAUUGCAUUCUACAUAUGUAUGGCGAUGAAGGAACCUUCAGAUAAACACGAGCCAGAUCCUGCAUUCCUCGCUAAUGCCAAGGCUAGUCUAAGGCAGAAUAGACCAAACGAAGAUGAGGAUUCAUCACAAACCCGCAAAAAAGAAGAGUAGGACUUUCACCAACCAGGAAAAAAAUGCAGAAUUGAGGUUUGGGCAAUCAUUUAUUUUAUUAUUCUUGAGAUUCACACAUUAAUGUCACAUUCUGCAUUCGGCUACCAAAAGGGAGUGAAGUGAAUUGAGGGAUGCACAAAUCUUUUGAGCGAUUACCAUCAAGUCACACAUCUUUUUGUGCUUAUAAAACAGGGUUGUGUUUUUCAUUUGGUAUUACACUUGAGAUCACACAUUUACGUGGUGUCAAUUGGUACUGAUGUUGUGUUAGAUGAUUAAAAUUUGUUUGAUGUGUUUUCCAACAUUUCUGUGCAAUCUCUUUCUGCGUGUUCAUCAAAUUGAUAGUAUAAUUUGAUGGGUAGAGAAAUUUAUCAAUACAAGGGCAAUCAAAUUUGUAUC
Messenger RNA from Camellia sinensis, 1037 nucleotides. RefSeq lists its product as uncharacterized. Gene Ontology annotation, cellular component: endoplasmic reticulum membrane. Gene Ontology annotation, biological process: vacuolar proton-transporting V-type ATPase complex assembly. The record is from RefSeq and is a predicted model, not a curated record. Lineage: Eukaryota; Viridiplantae; Streptophyta; Magnoliopsida; Ericales; Theaceae.